AUGGUUGUCCUCACGCCGGAGGAGUUGGCGGCCAAAAUGGACUCGCUUUCGAGGAUAAAAAAGCUGUCAUUCAGGGUGUCAGUGGGGGUUCUGGUUGGCAUCUCCGUGUGCUCAGCUCUCGCAAGAGCAGCAAUACGUCUCAGGAUGCGGCAGGGUUUAUGGCUUGACGAUUAUUUGCUCUUCUUCGCCGCCUUACUCCUGAUUGCGACUGCAGGAUUCAUGUAUUACAUAUGCGAUGAAAUCUACCUGGCCACCGUCGUUCGAGCUGAUUCGACGCUCAUAUUUCAGCUCCCAGCCGACGAAUUGACCCAUAUGAUCGAUCACGCGGUUCAAGAAAAUGCCGCGACGCUGAUUCUUGCCUGGACGGCGACGUUCUUCGUCAAAUUUUCCUUUCUUGCCUUCUUCAAAAUGCUUAUUCGCCAAGUUGCGGGGAUCAAGAAGUAUUACUGGGGUAUCGUGAUUUUCACAAUAUUUACGUGGCUCUUCCUCAUUUGUGAGCCUUUCAUCUUGUGCCCGCACUUUGGUAUCAAAUCUUUGACGUGCUUCGAUCAAUCACAAAACCUUCUCUACGUUUCCAUGACUGGACUGAUAACAGGACUAGACGUCCUUACAGAUGUUCUAAUCGUGACCAUACCUAUCUUCAUUCUUCGCCGAGUAAAGAUGAGGUUAAUGCAAAAAAUCGCACUCGGGACAUUUCUUUGCCUUUCUUUGAUGAUGGCUAUCAUGGCAAUCAUUCGUGUGAGCGGCAUCACCGGCGUCGCAGGUGUAGAUAUACCUUGGACCUUUUUCUGGCAGUUUACGGAGGCGAGUGUCGCGGUUCUCAUGGGCUCACUGACCGCUUUUCGAACUCUACUCGUGGGCCAUGUUGGCAGAAACAGUGAACCCAAACGUUCUUGGCCAUAUUCUCGUUACCGGAUAUAUAAAUGGGGAGGGAGGAAGGUUAGUGCCGACGACGAGACCCAAGAGGGCCUCCCUGAGGUGCCGGGCGCAACUAUGACUGGGCUCCGUACCUUUAUUCGGCGCAACAAUAGAGACCCCUGUCUUGCCACAGCCAAUAUGACGACGCACACUAUGUUCAGAGAGCCGUCAAAUGAGAACAACGAUCAAUAUAUGCCAAACGAGGGGGCAAUAAGGGCUUCGACAGAAGGAAGGCAUGCUCAGCCCACCCAGUCUUACCAACUUCAAGACAUAACAGACCCGAGGUCCCAGCAGCCCGUCAAGCAUCCGAUAUCUACCUCCUCCCAUGAAUACACUGGAUUUAGGGAGGACCAAACACAGGGUUGGUCGUCCCCGCCGACAUCAUUUGGAGAAUCGACUACUAUUAGGAGAUGA
Molecule: messenger RNA, 1332 nt
Organism: Clonostachys rhizophaga
Lineage: Eukaryota; Fungi; Ascomycota; Sordariomycetes; Hypocreales; Bionectriaceae
Source: the annotation of a GenBank genome assembly